Spea bombifrons (plains spadefoot toad) is the source of this 422-nucleotide messenger RNA. It is a transcript of the gene RPL39, whose product is annotated as ribosomal protein L39. NCBI's taxonomy places the organism in Eukaryota, Metazoa, Chordata, Amphibia, Anura, Pelobatidae. Bases 136 to 291 code for a protein of 51 amino acids. Gene Ontology annotation, cellular component: ribosome; cytosolic large ribosomal subunit. The transcript is spliced from 3 exons. The record is from RefSeq and is a predicted model, not a curated record. Gene Ontology annotation, biological process: translation. Gene Ontology annotation, molecular function: structural constituent of ribosome.
CUCCAACCUCUAUCCCCACGGAGAGGCUAGCUAGCUUUGUCUCUCUAUGGUUCCGCACCAGUAACCUCUGCACUCCGGCUUCCGUCUUUCUCUUUUUCGCCCGCCAUUGUGGUGAUAGGGCUGCAUAGAUUCACCAUGUCAUCCCACAAGACGUUCAAGAUUAAGAAGUUUCUUGCCAAGAAGCAGAAACAGAACCGGCCAAUCCCACAGUGGAUCCGCAUGAAAACCGGCAACAAGAUCAGGUACAACUCCAAGAGGAGACACUGGAGAAGAACCAAGCUCGGCUUGUAAAUGUGGUGUGGAUGGCGGACCAAGCACUUUGUGGCUUCUUCGGAAAAACCUGGUCGUCCUGUUGUACAAUCUUUGUCAUCACUUCAUAACAACAUUUGAUGUUUCCAUUUGGAAAUAAAAUGUAAAAAUCC